AUUCGAACAUUCAAAUUCAGAACUAUGAGAGAUAUGGUUAUAAUAUUCAGGUUUAUCUGCCUAAUACCAGUACAUGUACAUGUGCAUGUACCGGUAAAUGUACAUGUUUAUGUACAUGUACAAGUAUGUUACAGGUACCGGUAUAUGUACGUGCAUGGACAUAUACAUGUAUGUGGUCCAAAUGUCAUUAAAGGGACUGCAUGUACAGGUAUACAAUGCAAUCAGUUUACUACAGCCCAUGACAUUGCACCAUUGUGUUUCAAUUAACUUAUUUUCAGGUUUUGUGAAGUGCUACAUGUAGUUUUAGCUACGUGUUGGAGCCUGCUUGGUUUUUAGGCUAAUACAGUACAUACUGGUACAAAAUGGUGAUGUCAUCCCAGGCACUGAACAUAAAUGUUGCAUUGAUCAUGUUGAUUUGUGUUCAUGAAAACUGCUGGAUUUUGCAGUCAUAAAUUCUCACUUCUUAAAGAAAUUUAUUGUUGUGGAUGUAUUUACAGUGUACAUGUACCGGUAAGCCAGUGAUUAACCAUUGCUAAAAUCUUUUUCAUAGAGCAAGUAUAGACUUCAAAAUUUGAAUAUGGAAACAUUUGAAUUUAACAGUAUCUUACUGAUUUACAUGACAAUAACAAAGCCUCAGAUGUCUGGAAACGCUUGGCUAGUUCAUGCUUUAAAACUUGUGCACUUUUCAAUACAAACUCCAAAAAUCCUAGGUUUGAAUACCUGUACAUUGAAGAAGAUGAUAAAAUUGGACAAAAAGUGGAUCUUGUAAAACUUUAUUGCACGGAUCCUUUAAAUUCCAAAGUUCAACUAAUUGACCGCAGGCCCUUAUGUCAGGUAAACCCACACACUACAGCCUACCAGCAGCUUUGCACUGUAUGCAUGUAAAUGAACCUUACGAAGCAAAUUUGGCCUACUGAAUACCGGUUUAUUUUCAGUUAAUGUGUACAUGUAUUUGUAGAUUAUUGUUAUAUAACACACGAGUGCUUUGCACACUGAUGCAUACACCUCAGAGCAGACAGUACGGAAAUGUUGAAGUACAUGUAGAUGUAGAUGUAUGCGGCGGCUCUUGUGCAAGUUUGUCUCCAACAUUAUGGUGAACAACUAGAAGCUCUGGAGAUCUCUCAUCUCUUGCUUUGAAACGAGUCAGGUACUGGUAGCAGCGAGGAAUUUACGGAUAACUACCAGCUAGCCUUGCUGGAUCCACGACAGGAGAUGAAAGGGGAUGAGAAGCAACGGUUGCUGCAUGAAUCCUCCGACCAAGGUAGCCAGGACCAGGAGCACUUGAUAGAAACAGAUCCAGAGAAGCUUGGCAACUAUGAUGAGGCUUUGGAGAAGGCAGGGUUUGGCAAGUUUCACGUGUUGCUUGUGAUUCUGUGCGGCUGGGCCAAUGCCAGCGACGCAGUGGAGAUCCUGAGCGUCUCGUUCUUGUUGCCGGCAGCCGAGAAGGAUCUAGAGCUCACCAGCUACAGGAAGGGGGUCCUGAGUGCUAUCAUCUUCGUUGGCAUGCUGGUAGGGGGCUACAUGUGGGGAGCUCUGGCCGACAUCAAUGGACGUCGCCGGACGCUGCUGUUUUCCCUGACCACCAACGCUUUUUUCGGUCUCAUGUCCAGUCUCUCUCAAAUCUACUGGCUCUUCCUACUCAUGCGCUUCAUGAGUGGAGUUGGGGUCGGGGGUUCCAUACCGGUGAUUUUCUCCUACUGUGGAGAGUUUCAACCCAGGCAGAAGCGAGGCAUGAUGAUCUCGGUCGUAGCCAUGUUCUGGAUGGCUGGCAACAUAGUGGCGGCUGCCUUGGCACUUGUGGUCAUUCCUUCAGAUAUUGGUUACAGCAAUCCUGAUGGAUUCAGCUACAACAGCUGGCGAAUCUUUGUGGCUCUGUGUACCCUGCCAGCCCUCACCUCUAUCCUCACAUUCUUCCUGAUGCCAGAGAGUCCAAAAUAUUUGCUAGAGAAUGGUCGGGCUGAUGAAGCCCUGGAAGUUCUCAAGACGGUCUAUUCCUGGAACAAAUGGGAUGAUAGAGCCAACUAUCCUAUGGAAACCCUAAAGCCGUCCGGGAGGAGCAGGACUCUGCCAACUGAUCACGAAGGCCGGGGUUCCUGGCGGGACCGGCUGAUUGAAUCAGGAGAGAAUGUCAAGAUAUCUUUCCGGAUGACUGCCAAGCUCUUUCAGAAGCCGCUGACCUGGGCCACGGUACCUCUGCUGCUGAUCAUCUGGACCAUUUCAUUUGGUUAUUACGGACUGUGGAUGUGGAUGCCUCAGUUAUUUCUCCAGUCUGAGACGGGUAAUGGAUCCGUUUGCAAUGUGUCCCCUGAAGACGUGAACACUACUACGGGUGGGCUCCAACCUGGUGAUAGAAGCAUCUACCUGGAUUCCUUCUACACAAGUUUGUCCAAUCUGCCCGGCAACUUGGUAGCCAUUUUUCUAGUUGAUGUCCUCGGAAGGAAGACUUUAAUGUCUGCGAGUCUACUCCUGUCAGGCGUCAUUGUCUUCUUCAUCUGGUUUGUCAGCACCCGCCUAGAGGUGCUCAUCGUCUUCUGCUGCUUCGGUGGCGUGUCGGUCAUUACGUGGAACAUUCUCAACGUUUUAGCUGUUGAGAUCUACCCUACUCACAUGCGAUCCACUGCAUUUGGAGUGCAAGGCGUGGUCAACAGGGUAGCGUCCAUUGUUUCUAAUCUGGUCUUUGGGAUCCUGAUCCAGACACACUGCACUGUCAACAUCCUCCUGGUGGCGGCUCUGCUGAUAUUCGGCGGACUCAUGACAUUCACACUGCCGAGAACCACAAAGAUAUCGCUGCAGUAGAGCAGACAGCACACUCAGUGAAAGCGGUCAGGGCACAAAUCAGUAUGUUUGCUGCUCAGAGAUAGAGAGAGCUAAUCAGCAACUGGUAACCAGCCAGUGUGCACAUGUAUAACCUGUCACUGGUUCCCGGUUGACUUGUCCUGCAAGAAUAGAUGCUUGGCCAGGUGUUUUUUUUUUGCUAAGGAACUUUGUGAAUCUGGAACCAGGGUGUGUAUGGUUUGGUUACCCCUGAAAGAGUCCAACAGGAGGGGUUAUAGCAAAGUGAAAACAAAUCUUCUGCUGACCAGCUCAAAUGAACUGUGGUGCAUGUUAUACGUGUGCGUGCGCGUGUGGGACUGGUUCCGCAGUUUCGUUUUGUUCGAAUAGCAGACGAAUCGUUAGAAUACGCAGGCCUUGUUGCAGUUUGUUGGAACCUUAAAUGAGCACAUUUAGCUUAAUCAAGGAUCGGAAGUUAGUUCUUCACAGCUGACUGGAAAGCUUAAAAGCACUCAGGUUCAAGUUUGCACAAAUGGUGACAGGAUCGCAUAGUUCUUAAAGUCUUCCAUGUUUUUAAAUUGGUGAUUAGAAGCCUUGUGUAUAUAUUUUUGAUAUUCUAACAAAGGGCUUUGUCCAAUGUUUCUGAAGGUAUACAUCAAUACUGCUUGUUUUAUAAUAGUAGAUGUUAACCGUUGUAUUGCUGUAGCCUAUUAUAUGCUCGUUGAAGGGUUUUCAAUACCCAAGUUAUAACCAGUGAAUUGUGCACUUUGUGGACACGGAAAGGUUGCUGGGUGUGUUAUUGCUGGGUGUGUUGCUGGGUGUGUUUUUUUUUUUACUGAGAUGGCCACAAAAGACAGAUUAAAGUUACAUAAGCAACUCAUGGAAGAGAUUUUGUACGCGCUCCUUGAGGAUGACAAAGUGCAGAACAAGUUGAGGUUUCACAACGUUUUGGCUUCCACACGGGUGAUGACAUGAUGAAGUGAGGCCUGAGCCUACCAAAGCCACAGCCAACUUGUCUGAGGAGGUCCUGGGCACACCUGUUUGCUUUAAGUGCAAAUCAGUGAUUAAGGGGGUCAGUGUCCCGGAACCAUUGCCCCUGGCAGUUUGUAGGCUCAUAAGCACUGUGUUGCUUGUGCUGAAGCACUUGGGAACUGUUCAACUAGGGGAAAUGUUCUGGCGCUGGAAAGCCCCCAAUCUGCUGGUUCUUUUACAGAAAGGAGCACUUUGCAUUUCAUGGCCAAGUGCCAGCUUAUAGUCUGUACUUCUACCAAUGAAUCUGACAGGCAGUAUUGGCUCCAGAUCUGUGAAAAGGGAGGCAAUGCCUUGACAAAUGAAAAUGCUCCCAAGAUAUACUCCAAAUUAGUUGUGUAUUGUAGAAGAUAUAGCACUGUGUAAAUAAUAUUUCUCUUAUGUAUUGCUUAUAUUAAGCUUGGCUGAAUUCAAAUUUUUUAUCCUAAGAAGGCCCCAACUUUUUUCAGGCCAUCUCACAGUGUUUCUUUUGGGGGGAGGUUCCCUGAAUUCGGCCGUCCAAAAUACUGUCAGAUUGAUUACAAGACAUUACUGGAAAAACUGAAGGCUCCAUAUAGAGAAAAAGUGCAUUAAGACACUGUAUGAGAAAAAGUUGGGGGGGGGUUAGAUUCUGCCCACAAGCUCUUCCAGGGUUUAUCAUUGACAUUCCUGUGUGUUUAAUCUGUUGCAUCAAGUCUGAAAUCAAGAUAAUGAUUCAAGCAUCUCUAGAAUUUGAAACCAAGAAUAUGGAGGUUGUGAAAGUAUUGGCUGGUAUGAUACUUUUGUACUUAUACUCAUAAAAACUGGGACCUGUAGCCUUUUACCAUGAAUAUUUCUAUAUAUAUAUAUAUAUAUAUAUAUAUGAUGUAUCAAAUUGAUUGUUAAUCUUUAAAGAGAUAGUACUAUCUGUAGAUAACAUGAACUAUUUUGCAUCAAUUUUAUAAUGAUGUCUUGUAUACUGACGCUAGUGAUGUACUUUUAUCUGUGUAGUGCAAUUGUGAAUGGCGGUUGACGGCAGUAUAUUUUUAUAGGUGAAAAUCUGUGGGGUAGUUUUUAAAGGGGGAGAAAUUAACCUGGAUGCUGGAGAAGUUGCAAAUGUGGUUUGAUUCAAGGCUUGGGGUCUGAUCACUGAUUACGGAUGGAGCAAAAGAUGAAGGCGAACUAGAUUCUUUAUCAAUUUUAAAAGCGUUCAGUGAUCUCUUUUUCCCCGUUCGCUCACAAAGUCAAGACAUGUCAGGUAUUGACAGAUACCAUGAUACCUUCAGGUCACAAAUGUGAAUGCAAGUCAGAGAUUAUUGUUUUAUUGUUGUAUCUCUAUUUUUUCUGUGACUGUUGUAGUUUGCUUGUUGUGUUAUAUACCCCCCCUCUGGCCAUGUGUUUAUCUGGUCAAUAUUUGCUUCAGAAUCUCCUUAACCUUGAGAUUGUGUGCACGGUGUGCGCUGCACCGCACAGCACAGAAUGAAGUGGUUCAAAGUGGUGGUUCGGUAGACGGAAAAGGAGGACACGUAGAAUGACGUGCAUCAUAUGCAUAUGACGCUCAGAAAAUGUACGGUACGCAUUCUAUGCGUCCUGAGCGUAAGAUGCAUAUGACGCACGUCGUUCUGUGUGUCCUUUUCCUUCUACAUGGUAGUUCACAGGCUGUAAAAAAAGCCAUCUGAUGGGGUUUUUACCAAUAGGGAAAAGGUCAAAGUGACCGAGGUAAUUAUAGAAAAAGGCAGUUGUAAAAGUGUAAAUAAAAAUGAAAUGACAAGAUGGAUUCCAUAAUGGAAGUGUAGAUGCUGGUUGGGGUCAACAGCAACGCAACGGUUUUAAAUGUGGGGGAGGGGGCAGCUCCAGCCAUUUAACUGAAAAGAAUGCAACUAUGAAGUUGCAAUGUACUUCCAACUGCUGGUAGUGGGGGAGGGGCAAAAUAACUACCUUUUCAAAGGUGGGGGGGGCAUGGGCCCCCAGCCCCGUCACCAGUGGUCGGGAUAGUAGUUGGUGGGGGCUUCCGAACAAGAUCACUACCGAAAUGCAUUUGUAGAGGUGAUUUGGGGCAUGUGUACAUGUAUGUGCAAUUUGAAAGGGAGUAAGGUGGAGACACAUGUACCAUAGAUAGGUUAUCAGACAUUAUAUGACAAAUCUGUCUUCCAAUUUUGAAAUGAGCAAAAUGAGAAACCUGAAAAGCAACACGCCAAACUGAUAAUAAAGAAACCAGACUAACGA
This is a messenger RNA of Acanthaster planci (crown-of-thorns starfish), 5985 nucleotides long. RefSeq names its product synaptic vesicle glycoprotein 2C-like. Gene Ontology annotation, molecular function: transmembrane transporter activity. Gene Ontology annotation, cellular component: membrane. Gene Ontology annotation, biological process: transmembrane transport. The record is from RefSeq and is a predicted model, not a curated record. NCBI's taxonomy places the organism in Eukaryota, Metazoa, Echinodermata, Asteroidea, Valvatida, Acanthasteridae.